GCUUUAUGGAGUCUGUACCUGACCUGGAAACAGAAGACGUUUCUUUUGUUCAGCUAAAAACAACCUAGAGUCAGAGAAAGAUGUUCUGAACAGACAGAAGGUGACUCAGACAAUCAUCAUGAUGAGUUUACAACGCAUCAGCUGAAAGGCAUCUUCACCAGGUUUUUGUGCCGCCUUUAAACAGCUGAAGACACAAACUGUGCUGCUUCUCAUGGCCGACGGCUCCACAGAUCCCUCAUUUAUCCUCAAUGUCACAGAAAAUAGCACCUCCAAAGCUGUGCAGGUGGCAAAGGUGAUGAAGUGGCUGACUUUUUGCAUCGGGCUGCCCGCCCUUGGACUGGCUCUUUACACUCUCAAGAAUCUGUCUAAAGGUGACAACAAGGUUCCUAUGCACAUCAUAUUCCUCCUGGUGUCAGACGUCAUCAGUUUCUUUGGUCGCCCUGCUGUGGAUCAGAGCCUGGAAACUGACCCAGUCUUAUCAACCAAUGGCACUGACAUCAUCUUUUACUUUGGGGUCAUUUCCAAUAUCACCCUCAUGUUGUUUAUAGCUCAGGAGCGCCACCUGCUGGUGGCCUACCCACAGUGCCUCGGCUGUUGCACCAGCUUAAGGCAGUCCCCUGUGGUGACCUUGCUGGCAUGGGCCAGCCCUUUUGGCAUACUCACCCUUGCUGUAAUGCACCAAGAUUUCUGGUUCGCCAUCUCUCUCCUCGCUCCUUUUCCUUUCCUCCUCUUUUUUGCCAUGGAUUCCUGGAGGGCAUUACACUGCUCCCGAUCCCAGUCUCCUAGCCCAGAGAGGAGGAGGACAGUGUGGGGGAUCUGGGGAAUCUGGGCCAGCUACACUUUCCUCUACUCUCCGUUUAUCAUCAGUGUCCUCUUAGAGGCUCUGUCUUUCAAAGAACAGGUGCAAUACCUGGGGCUGGUUUCUCACAUGCUGCUCUACCUCAGUCCACUGGUGGACCCCUUCCUUUAUAUAUUUAUGACCAAGGGUCCAAAGGAGGCUCUUCAAGCUCUACCCUGCUGUAAAAAAUUAAGGCGCAAAGAGAACACGGCACCAACAGUGGAAACUGUGGCUGAAACUGUAGAAACAAGAUUUUAAAGACAUGCAGCUUGGAUGGAUUUGGGGAAUUUUUGAACUCUAUUUAUGAAUAACGGAACCCCUGCUGGUCUUCAUUAUGAAAUCAAUAAAAUUCAGUGGAGGACAAUUCAAUGUAUGAGGAGUACAACUGCUGCUCAUCAACUGAUGUCACAAAAACUUGAGCAUCAGGAACAAAACCUACUUUAGGCUGGCACAUAAGCAUCAACUUUGUAAUGAAACAUCAUUAGCUAAAGAUCGGUUCUUUUACAUCACUUUCUACUCACUGUGUUUCUGGUUUUAUUCUUUCUUGGGUUUUUCAAUACCCAGUAGUCCUGGUUUAUGAUCUUAGACCAAUUUGAUUAAAAACAAAAAUACUUUUUGCAAACAUCAACAAACACUACCAGAUGCCUUGGGUCACCCUGCUUGAUUAAAUUAAAUCAAUUAAAUUUAGGUUUUCCAAUCCCCUUGAUAGUCACACAAGCCGUAAACCAGUACAUAGGGAUGGACACUUCUUCUAUGUGGUAUUGUGUCUGGCACAUUUAGGCAAAAUUAUUAUUUUCAUAUGUAAUUAAUUUAUUUACCGUAUUGUGGCACUUUUCAGCAUCCAUAGAACUGAUCUAAAAUGGGGGGAAAAAAUGGCCUUCACUUGUAGUUCUUUCUUUGUCUAGAAAUCUGAAAGGCAAAUAUGUGGUGUAGAAGUUGCUAAAUUACCAGCCCUAAAAUGCAUUGUGUGUUUCUUUUGUUUUUUGUUUUGAUGGAUGGAGGAUCAUUGUAUGGGUCUCCUUUGCUAGUUAAGGUAACUAACAUGGCAUAGUCACAUGUCAGUGACAGAGGGGCACAACCUUGUCAGCUGUCCAUGGCCCAUUGAGCCCUCCAACCAUCAACUUGUGGUCAAGAAUCUGUUUUUCCAAACAGGCCUAUGAAGAAAUACAGAAUAUUUUGUUGUACAAAAAACCUAUGGUUUCUAUUUAUUCAUUUUUGUUAUUGUCUUUGCAGUUGUGGAAAAAAAAAAACAAUCCAGGAGCAAUUUCUGACUCAUACUAUAUUAAACUAUUAAAUGUUUGGUGCA
This is a messenger RNA of Cyprinodon tularosa, 2144 nucleotides long. Its product is annotated as chemokine XC receptor 1-like. NCBI's taxonomy places the organism in Eukaryota, Metazoa, Chordata, Actinopteri, Cyprinodontiformes, Cyprinodontidae. The record is from RefSeq and is a predicted model, not a curated record. Gene Ontology annotation, molecular function: G protein-coupled receptor activity. Gene Ontology annotation, biological process: phospholipase C-activating G protein-coupled receptor signaling pathway; positive regulation of Rho protein signal transduction. The transcript has 3 exons. The coding region runs from base 212 to 1096 and encodes 294 amino acids. Gene Ontology annotation, cellular component: membrane.